Zonotrichia leucophrys gambelii is the source of this 834-nucleotide messenger RNA. Its product is annotated as mucin-5B-like. The transcript is spliced from 9 exons. The coding region runs from base 1 to 834 and encodes 277 amino acids. Lineage: Eukaryota; Metazoa; Chordata; Aves; Passeriformes; Passerellidae. Gene Ontology annotation, molecular function: protein binding. The record is from RefSeq and is a predicted model, not a curated record.
AUGUCAUCUGACAACUCCUGCUCCUUCAGUCGCCUCAACUACAUCACAGGCUGCCUCACCAACCACAGCAACAACCACCACAAUUUCAAACCAAUACCUGAUGUCUGUGUGAUUAAUGGAACAUUGUACACGGUUGGAAAGUCAGUAGUAAUCGAUUCAUGUAAGAAGUGUACCUGCAGUUCUGAGAAGGAUCCAGAGACUAAUGCAAACAUUAUGCAUUGUGAAACCGUUCAGUGUGAGACAUCUUGCCCACUGGGUUACCAAUACAUGGUUGAGGAAGGAGAGUGCUGUGGGAAGUGUAUUGAAGUAGCUUGCAAAGUCAAACUCAGUAACAACACUGUUCAUGUCCUCAAUGUUAAUGAGAUCCUGCCACUCGAUCAGUGCAGCAACUACAAGUGUGAAAAAAUUGAAGAUCAGUUUGUUGCAGUCCAAACGAAAAGAGUAUGCCCUGAGUACGACCCCGAAGAGUGUGAUCCUGACGAAACAGAGAUUACAUCUGAUGGCUGCUGCAAAAUAUGUAAACCUAAAACCUGCAAGCCUCACACCAAGGAAACUGUGAUCCGCCAUGCUGACUGUGAGUCUUCUGGACCUGUUCAGGUCUCAUAUUGUGAAGGAACUUGUCCUAGCUCCUCAAUGUACUCUCUUGAAGCAAACCAGAUGGAACACGAGUGUGGUUGCUGCCAGGAACUCAGCACCCAAACAAGAGAUGUGACCCUGACUUGCCAAAAUGGAACCAGCAUAAAUUAUACCUAUCUCUACGUGGAAAACUGCCAGUGUCAUAUUCACACAUCACGAAGCAGUGUGGAGGAUCUUGCUACCAUUCCAUCGGUCUAA